GGAUCUAUUUUUAGGGGCCGAGUUGCUGCUAUAUCUGUCUUGGUUGCCUGGCCAAAGCCCUCCUGCGCAGCCCAAAGUGUGGCCUGCUUGCACCCGGUGAACAUGGCUGGCCUGGAAGGGGCGUCUUCUGGGGACCAGUCAGGAGGCCAUGUGGUCCUGGAGGUGGGCGACAGGCAGUUCCCUGUCGAGCGCUGGGCCUUGGCCCGCUACAGUCGCUACUUUGAGGCCAUGUUCUUUGGGGGCACGCGGGAGCGCACGGCACCUCGGAUCCGGAUCCAGGGCCUGGACCCCACUGCCUUCCAGGCCCUGCUGGCCUUCACACAGACGGGCAGCCUCCUCCUUGACCGCAACAACGUCACAGACCUGCUGGAGGCGGCUGACUUCCUGCAGCUGGACUGCGCCAAGCGGCGCUGCGAGGCAUUUCUGGAGAGGGAGCUGCACGUCUCCAACUGCCUUGGUUUCCUGGCCUAUGCGCAAUGUUUCUCCUGCGCUCACCUGCAGGCGGCUGCACUCUCUGUGGUGCUCUCACACUGGGCCGAAGUGUCUUCCGGCGAGGAGUUCAUGGAGGCCCCUGCAGAGACGCUGCGGGCGCUGCUGCGGAGCGACGAUCUCUUUGUGAGCCGCGAGGAGGCGGCCUUUGAGGCGCUGCUGCGGUGGGUGGCUGCCGACCCUGCUGGGCGGGAAGCAGUCUUCCUGGAGCUGGCGGGCCUCAUCCGCGGGCCCUUCCUGAGCCUGCCCUUCCUGGAGCGGCUGGUGCGGCGCUGCAAGAGCCCCCCAGGGCAGGACACCUCGGGGCGGCUGCUGCAAAAGCUGGAUGCUUGCCCGCCUGCCAGCUGGAGACAGGCGGGCCUCUCGCCUUGCGUGGGGCGCAGCCACGAGGUCCUCUUCGUCCUGGCUGGCAAACACGACCAAGAGCAGCAGGAGCUUUUCCAGUUCCAGCCAAAGACGCAGGUGUGGCAGUCCAGGGCUCCCCUGCAGCGCAAGAACCUCACCCAGUAUGCUGUGGCUGCCAUCGGCAACUUCCUCUUUGUGACGGGCGGCUACUUCCGCGAGGAGUUCUCCUGGUGCAGCGUGGGCUGGGUGCUGAUCUACAACAGCUGGGACAACUCCUGGCUGGAUGGCCCGGCCAUGAAGACGGCACGCCACAGCCACUGCGCUGUGGGGGUGGGCUUCCACCUCUACGUGAUGGGGGGCAGCACUGACGAGGGGGCCGUCACGCCCGAGGUGGAGCGCCUGGCGCCCGCUGACUCCUCCUGGGAGGUCACCAGCCCCCUGGCCCACCCCGUGGAGAGGGCCGGGGCGGUCAGUGUGGGGACUCGCGUCUACGUCGUCUGUGGCCUGGACGAGAAUGGAGAUGUCUGCCGUGCUGUCCAGCGGCUGGAUGUGGAAACGGACAUCUGGGAUGUGGUCUCCUUCUCUCCUCUCCCUAGGUAUGACCUCUGCGUUGUGGCUCUGAAUGGGGCCAUCUACACCGUGGGAGGGGGCGCCUUCCGCUUUGACGUGGACUCGGGCGAGUGGACGCCGGUGGAGGAGGAGUGCCUGGCGAGACGGUUCUUCACAGGGUGCAGCGCAGCCAAUGGCAGGAUCUAUCUCCUGGCGCAGAGACAGGGCAACGCUGCAAUCCCCAACAUGGUUCUCUUGGACCCUUACCUGGAGAUGUGCCAGGAGGUGGACAGCAAGCUCCCCUGCCCACUGCCCAUCCACGGGAUGGCCUCCGUGCGGAGAUUUGACAUUUGUGCAUGACACACACCUCCAAGGCGGCAGUGCGGGGGACGGAGGGCGGGACAAGUAGGCUGCCCUCUUCUUUUUCUCUCCUUCAUUUAGGACAA
Messenger RNA from Lacerta agilis (Sand lizard), 1829 nucleotides. Its product is annotated as kelch-like protein 21. NCBI's taxonomy places the organism in Eukaryota, Metazoa, Chordata, Lepidosauria, Squamata, Lacertidae. Bases 103 to 1743 code for a protein of 546 amino acids. The record is from RefSeq and is a predicted model, not a curated record. The transcript is spliced from 3 exons. Gene Ontology annotation, molecular function: protein binding.